AUGUUUAAAUAAAAUUCAUUUUCUAAGAUAAUCCCACUUCUGGAUAAGACACGCCAUAAAGGCCAAAAUGGGAAGAUUGCCAGUAUUGGGAGAUCAUUUGAAUAAACAGGAGCACCAUAUUAUGCAGCCAUUUCCACAUUGAAAGGAGGAGGAGAUUUGGCAUAAAUCUUUAGUACUAAUUAGCUGCAAUCCCUAUAAAGAGUUAUAGUCCUGAAUGCAUAGUCUAUCCUUAUCUAUUAGAAGAAGGCUAAGAAUAAUAACUGCGUGAUUCAAUUAAUAAAUUAUUGUCAUCUGCUCAGGUAAUGCAUUCAUUAGUGAUUGGCCCUGGGUUAGGAAGAGAACAAUUACCAGCAAAGUCUUUAUGAAGAACUAUUCAAAUAAAAUAAUAGUAUCAAAAUAU
Paramecium octaurelia is the source of this 400-nucleotide messenger RNA. The record is from the annotation of a GenBank genome assembly. Lineage: Eukaryota; Ciliophora; Oligohymenophorea; Peniculida; Parameciidae.